This is a messenger RNA of Hipposideros armiger (great roundleaf bat), 2166 nucleotides long. It is a transcript of the gene EDARADD, whose product is annotated as EDAR associated via death domain. The record is from RefSeq and is a predicted model, not a curated record. Gene Ontology annotation, molecular function: protein binding. NCBI's taxonomy places the organism in Eukaryota, Metazoa, Chordata, Mammalia, Chiroptera, Hipposideridae. Gene Ontology annotation, biological process: signal transduction. The coding region runs from base 151 to 768 and encodes 205 amino acids. The transcript is spliced from 6 exons.
AGGAGGGAGAGGAGGAGCAGGAGGAGGGACGCAGGGCUGCGGCGCCUCCUCCGGGCGUUGGCACCACAGGACUUUCCUUCCCCGCCGUGCGCUCCCCUCCUGUCCGGAGGCUGCCACCCACUCUCGGGCGCUCGCCUGCCCAACCGUCCCAUGGCUUCUCCGGACGACCCUCUGCGCGCAGAACCCAUGGUGAAGGAGCCAGUGGAAGACACAGACCCUAGCACUUUAUCAUUCAACGUGUCAGACAAAUAUCCCAUUCAAGACACGGGACUCCCUAAAGCUGAGGAGUGUGAUCCAAUUACUUUGAACUGCCCAACAAAUUCUGAUGUGCAACAUCAGGGAGAAGAAAAUGGCUUUCCAGACAGCACUGGAGAGCCCCUUUCAGAUGUGAGCAAGGACCCAUCCUGCCCGGAGGACUGCACCUGCUCCUCCUGCUCGCUCCGGGCCCCCACCAUCAGUGACUUGCUCAACGAUCAGGACUUGCUCGACGUGAUUAGGAUAAAGCUGGACCCGUGUCACCCAACCGUCAAAAACUGGAGAAAUUUUGCAAGCAAGUGGGGUAUGCCCUACGAUGAACUGUGUUUUCUGGAGCAGAGGCCCCAGAGCCCCACCUUGGAGUUCUUGCUCCGGAACAGCCAGAGGACGGUGGGCCAGCUGAUGGAGCUCUGCAGGCUGUACCACAGGGCUGACGUGGAGAAGGUCCUGCGCAGGUGGGUGGACGAGGAGUGGCCCAAGAGGGUGCGUGGAGACCACCCCAGGAACUUCUAGGCCUCUGCCCCUUCUCACUGGCCCCCUUGGACCUUGAAACAACCCAGGUUAGGGAGCAACACGAAUCUCUUCUUUUUUGAGUGUAGGAUAAAGACACGGAACCAUGGACACUGGUUUUCCCCCAAGCUGGUGGUUUGAGGGAGGGGUAGGUUAUGUUUCGGUGGCGGAUUUUCAUUUGUUUAGUUUUGCACAUGUUUUAAUUUAAUAUUUGCAGCUGGAAUUGGGAGACAUAUUUUGUAGGCUCAUAUAGGGACCAGGGCCGCAGCCUACAGUCAGCAUGGAUUCAUGCCAUGAUGAAAAUAAAGUGAUCCUCUCCCUGAGUACUGCUGAAGAUUGAAAUAGGAACUAAGACCGUGAUGGCCCCAGUCAUCGUCCAUAGAAUCUUUCAUAAUCACCGGUACUCACCGCUCUGAAGAACACAGCAGAGAAGUUAGCCUUGGGGUCUGUUUGUUACUUUUUUUUGUUCUAAAGUUCUUAGGUGAAUUCCAGGAUAUUGGUAUUACGUGGUGAUGCCCUGCAGAACUAUGUGCCCUUUUUUUAAAUUCAAAUGCUUUUAUAAUUCGUGCACUAUCAAAAAUGUCACUUGCUCAAGUAUUUUUGAAAGAAAUACAAAAAUCGAUGGUUAUCGGGAGGACAGAGUUAGAAGUUAGUAGGUAAAAGGACCACAGGACUGGUGUUUCACAAAGAGAGGACGCAGAAUGCCCUUUUGCCACCUGUGACUUUUCAAAAAUUAACUGAAAAUUCACUUUUACAUCUUUUGUAUAAGGCUGAGUGUUCCAUCCCUGAGGUGUAGCUCUGUUAAGAAGUAAAUAUAAGUCACCUGGCCCAUAAGGGACCCACACCCACCUCUAACACGUAUUAUUCCAUCUUAAAACAGAGACAACACACACAGUAGCUGAGCCAGGAAGGGGAGACUUUAAUGAUGAAUCUGGGAGGGAGGAUAUACAUUAAAAUCCAAAUUUUAAACCAAAUGAAACAUUGGGUCCAAAGAGUAUCUACUGUUCUUAUUUGACGGUUAAGGGGAAGGGAAAGUGUGGGGGAUAGAGUGCUUGUUGUUGAAGGGACCAGAUUUUCUAGGUUUUACUGGGGGGGAAAAAGAGAGAAAGAAAGCAAAGCCUUGGUUUGCUUGACAAUUUCACAAAAGUGCUAUUUGGUUUUGGCUGUGGGUUUAGAAAAUUAAGGCACUUUGUUCCAUUUGGGGGGAUUCUGUAUAAGUCCCUGACUAAAAUAAGCAAAAACGAUGAGUUAACAUUGAAUGGAUACAAGAAAGAUUAGUAUUAACUCAAAAGAAAGUUAUUGUUUUAAACCACAGACGUUUUUUUCCACUAACGGUGACAGCGGUUUCUAUUGUAUUAGGUUGCUAUAAUGAAUAAAAUCAGCUCCAGCAUCAAAUGUAAA